AAGUGAUGCUACACGGAAGAAGCAGUAAAUGUUGUGCUGAUAUCUAGUAGAAACGACCGCGGUAAAAUCUGUAUUAGAAAGUAAUUGAGCCAAGUACAAAGUAGUCGACAUGGGAGUGUCAGAAUUGAAGGAAUGUUCUCUGUUACUGGACGAAAAGCUGCUCCGUUUAAUGGACCAGCUGGAGUUACUGGAGGAGAAACGAGCUGCUCUCAACUCCCUCAUAGAGCAGGGAUGGUUUUCCAUGUCCAAGGCUCGAUAUUCCAUGGGAAACAAACACGUCUCUCCACUUCAGUACGCGAGUGAGAUAGAGCCGCUGGUCUGUGUUCACGCUAGAAAACUGGACAAUGGAGAGGUGGAUUUCUGCACAGAAAGGGUCAAACAAAAGUGUAGUAUUGAUGCUGGAAAAGAUGCCAGGUCAGUAGAGGAUAUUGGACCUCAAGAAGAAGGUGUCAGGAGAAGAAUCAAACCAAACAAGGAUAACGCAGAGAAAGAGGCAAGUGAAGAAGCAACUAAAGAGAAAGCUCCUGAAGUAACUCCAGCAAGAAAAAGUGAGCAGAAUCCUCAACAAGAUCCACUGAAAUGGUUCGGGAUUCUGGUGCCCCAAUCUCUUAAACAAGCCCAGUCGUCAUUCAAGCAAGUAAUAGAGCUGUCAGCUGAGAUUGCAACCCUCCAGACUGCAGUUUUGAACACCAGACAGGAGCUGAAGCACAGUAUGAAAGACAAACACACUCUCCAGGAGGAAUCCUCGGCAGCCCAGCUGGACAAAGUGGCAGGCUAAAUAACUGUGUGGAGUCAAAGUUGGAGAUGAUGUGAGAAGAGCGUGUGUGGCCACAGACAGUGACAGGUUGGAGUCAGUAGAUUAUGCUUCAGGACCAAAUGAACUCAACCAUGAUCCUCCCGAAGGAUUUUGAAGUUGAAAUUACAGAUGAUUCUCUUAUGACUCGAUGACUAAAUGGUAAUAGAUUAUGUUAUGUCUCGCUGAUAAAUGUGUGGCCUGAUUGAGAUGGAUUUGUUUGUGAAUUCAGUCUUUUAGGAUUUUAAAGUAUAAUCAGUGUUUUAGAUUGUAAUAUUAAUUUAUAAAUAGAAAUAGAACCUGUUUGAAUCUUUUCAAUAAAUGUCUGGUACCUUUUCCCGAUAAGGCACCCUUUAUAAAGAAUUUAUGAAUUGAAAUUAAUGGAUUUAUCAAUUAUGUAAGGGAUAAUGUACAGCAAGCCAAUCAUUGUUGUGAAAUAAACCCCAACAGGGCGAUGCGGUAAUUAUUAUUACA
This is a messenger RNA of Sebastes umbrosus (honeycomb rockfish), 1267 nucleotides long. RefSeq names its product coiled-coil domain containing 115 (gene vma22). Bases 110 to 778 code for a protein of 222 amino acids. Gene Ontology annotation, cellular component: extrinsic component of endoplasmic reticulum membrane. Gene Ontology annotation, biological process: vacuolar proton-transporting V-type ATPase complex assembly. Lineage: Eukaryota; Metazoa; Chordata; Actinopteri; Perciformes; Sebastidae. The transcript is spliced from 5 exons. The record is from RefSeq and is a predicted model, not a curated record.